GACAUAUGGCAGAAAAAAAUAGAAUACUUGUAAUAAUCUAUUAACUCUGACAUAAGCAUAAGCCCAGUGAAUGACAACACAUAUUAAAUCUGAAUUGUAAUGGCUUGUAGCAUAGUAAACUUCUGUAUAUUUUUAAUAUUUUUCAAUAUAUUUUAUUUUACUAAUAGCCAGAAAACUGUUAUAGAACUUGAUGAGGAUAACUGGAAUGAAAUUUUAAAUGGCGAAUGGCUGGUAGAGUUUUAUGCUCCAUGGUGUCCCGCAUGUAAAGCAUUAGAACAAAAAUGGAGAGAAUUUGCUCAGUUGGGUCCUGGCUUAGGUAUAAAAAUUGGUGCUGUUGAUGUUACUACCUCCCCAGGGCUAAGUGGCAGAUUUAUGGUUACUGCCUUGCCUACAAUAUUUCAUGUAAUAAAUGGCCAAUUUCGACAAUAUAAAGGCUCAAGAGACAUAAAUGCAUUCACUUCUUUCAUUGAAGACAAAAAAUGGGAGGUAGUAGAACCAGUUUCUAGCUGGAAAUCACCAAAUUCUAUUCAAAUGGGCAUUGUCUCUUCUUUUUUCAAGCUUUCACAACUUUUGAGACAAAUUCAUAAUAAAUUGACGGAAGAAUAUGGAUUACCCAGUGUGGGAUCAUAUCUAAUUUUUGCUAUAGCUACAAUUAUUUUAGGAGCUUUACUGGGCUUGAUUUUGGUAUGUGCAAUAGACCUUAUAUUCCCUCCAAAACACACAACUACACCAACAAAAUGGAACAAGAAGGAUGAUAAGGAUAGUGAUAAUGAAUUGAAUGAUGAAGAUAUUAAAGAUGAUCUUGUUGAUGAUGCUAGUCAGUCGGGCGAUGGAGAUGCUCAGAAUUCUGGAACUGAUUCUGAAAAUCAAAAUUCUGCUGAAAAAAAUAGUACAAAACCAAAAAAACGCAGAAACAGAAAGGACAUGUGAUCUGAAUGCCUUUAUAUCGACUAUUAAGAAUAAUUUGGUACUGACCCGUUAAUUUGAGUAACAAACCGAUUAUUUUUGUUUUGAACAGAUAUUGCAAUGUAUCUGUCAUGAAAAGGACUGAAUAUAACAUGUUUGGAACAUCGAGAGGUUGAUAAAUAUCAAAAAUUAAGGAUGAAUCAACAAUAAAAGUUUGGUAAUGUGAUAUGCAAAUUGAUAAAUUUAUUUAAAUAUAACUCUACAAAGAAAUAUUUCUUCAUAAUAUCUUUUCAUAUUAUUUAUAUCCAAAAAUGUGUUUCACAAACCUGUUGAUUCAUCCAUUUAUUUAUUUAUUUUUUGAUUGAUUAUUUUCGGUGUUCUGUUUCAUUCCAAAUGGUUGUGUGGAUAUUAAAACUUUCUUUAUAUCUUGUGUAUAAUUUUUUAGGACUGUACAGUUUUUUAAAUUAGAUAGAUUUAUAAGUGCAAGUUCUUCACUGCGGAAAGUACAUACUAAUAAGCAUUAUUGCAAGCAACAUUUAAAUGAUUAUUAAAUGCUUUCAUAGAUUAUUCAAAUUCUCAUAAAUUUUUGCAGUGGAUAUUGAUAAUCAAAAUAUACUUUUUAUAACUAAAUUUGAUAAUUAUUUUUUGAAUAAAACAGUUAUUAAUCCAAA
Messenger RNA from Diorhabda carinulata, 1577 nucleotides. Its product is annotated as thioredoxin-related transmembrane protein 1-like. NCBI's taxonomy places the organism in Eukaryota, Metazoa, Arthropoda, Insecta, Coleoptera, Chrysomelidae. The transcript is spliced from 6 exons. Bases 100 to 930 code for a protein of 276 amino acids. The record is from RefSeq and is a predicted model, not a curated record.